Molecule: messenger RNA, 1111 nt
Organism: Entelurus aequoreus (snake pipefish)
Lineage: Eukaryota; Metazoa; Chordata; Actinopteri; Syngnathiformes; Syngnathidae
Exons: 6
Coding region: 407-1051 (214 amino acids)
Biological process (GO): spermatogenesis
Source: RefSeq, a predicted model, not a curated record
UGAACUCUAUAUUGUGUUGUGAGAGUAUGUAGGCCAGCAUCCUUCAAGUUGGGCGUGUCCUUUCCAUUGUGAAACUGGAGUCCACACAAGCAGGAAGUUCCAUAAUUCAUGAAGAUCUUCUGCAUCCACAGCACCAUCAUCAAGACCCAGUCCCGGCUGACAAUAGGUCUGUGGCUCUGAAAUAUGCAUGAGGAAAUCUACACCUGUUUCCAGGUAAUGCGCAUGCACCAACUGCACAGCGCAGCCUCACCUGUGCAGGUGCGGCUGACGACUGCGUUGUGUGACGAGCACCAUGAAGAGGCCUCCUCGCUGCUGACAACUUGAUGAGGGAGGAGAAGACAAAAGGUGAAAGAGAGCCCAGGAAGUGGACUGAAGGUGUCGCCGCCAACAUCCGCUACGCGCCGCCAUGAAUCCUUUGUGGAGAGUUUAUAAGAGUAAAGUCUUGAAGACUCUCAACCCUGAAUAUGUGGAGGAAACUGCUGAUGAGGUGUGUGAGAUGGAUGAAGACCUGAGUCCAGUCCAGGAGGACGAAGGCCAGAACGCAGUCUCUCAGCUGGCCCGCAAAAUGCAAGGGGCAGGGGUCAGAAGCUGGAACAAAAUGUCAGCUCUUUUCUACAAAGACGACCAGCAUCAACUUCUCCAGGAGACCGAAAGUCCUCCUGUCCCUGACCAUCCACUUGCAGCGAGGCCAGAGGAACCUCCUCCAGACACAAAGCGUUCUGGCUUCUGGGACGGCUUCGCUGCCAACUGGGCCGCCAAGAAGCAGGCGGAGGCCGCCCAGAAGAUGCAAGAGGAGGAGGAGGAGGAGGAGGAGGAGGUGGAGGUGGUGAUGGAGGAGGAAGCUGCUGAGACACCAGCCGGACCGUCUGAGGACCAAGUGGCGUCGCAGGAGAGGCGUGACGGCGAGAUGAACGAGGGCAGUGAAGGCAACAACUCCUUCUCCAAAUAUGUGUCUCUGGGAGGAGGAGGAGAGGACGCCACCUUCAGGUGGAACUUUGUCUCCAGCAAGCUGGCCGACAUGAGAAGUAAGAGCGUCGCCAAGAGCAACUAAACACUCAAUCAUUUCAUAAUAUUACAGACACCAUCACACCUGUGCUUUGUCACAUGAUAU